Trypanosoma grayi is the source of this 1068-nucleotide messenger RNA. Its product is annotated as eukaryotic translation initiation factor 2 gamma. Gene Ontology annotation, biological process: positive regulation of translational fidelity; formation of translation preinitiation complex. The record is from RefSeq and is a predicted model, not a curated record. The transcript has a single exon. NCBI's taxonomy places the organism in Eukaryota, Euglenozoa, Kinetoplastea, Trypanosomatida, Trypanosomatidae. Gene Ontology annotation, molecular function: GTPase activity; tRNA binding; GTP binding. The coding region runs from base 1 to 1068 and encodes 355 amino acids. Gene Ontology annotation, cellular component: cytosol; eukaryotic translation initiation factor 2 complex.
AUGGCAACGAUGCUGAACGGCGCCGCCAUCAUGGACGCCGCGUUGCUCCUCAUCGCCGCGAACGAGCCAUUCCCGCAGCCACAGACCCUUGAGCACCUGAAGGCGGUGGAGAUCAUGAAGCUGCGCAACCUGAUCAUCCUGCAAAACAAGAUCGAUCUCGUGGGUGAAGUCCACGCGCAGGACCAGUAUGACAAAAUCCGUGCCUACAUUGACAGCACCAUUGGUCUCAACAUGCCCAUCAUCCCCAUCUCCGCACAGCUGAAACGCAACAUUGACUACCUGCUGGAGUACCUCUGCCACAUGCCGCUGCCGAUGCGCCAGCUGAAGUGCCCCGCUCGCAUGACGGUUGUCCGCUCCUUCGACAUCAACAAGCCCGGCGAGGUGGACAUCGAGAAUCUCCGCGGCGGCGUGGCNCGCAUGACGGUUGUCCGCUCCUUCGACAUCAACAAGCCCGGCGAGGUGGACAUCGAGAAUCUCCGCGGCGGCGUGGCGGGCGGCACCGUGACGCAGGGCAUCAUCCGCGUGAACCAGGUGGUGGAGAUACGCCCCGGUCAGGUGCACACGCAGACCGGUGGUACGUUCAGCUGCACGCCGCUCCGCACCCGCGCGCUGACACUCAAGGCGGAGGACAACUCGCUGCAGUACGCCAUCCCCGGCGGGCUGAUCGCCGUUGGCACCACGCUCGACCCCACGCUGACGCGCCAGGACAAGAUGGUCGGUCACAUGAUUGGCGACGAGGGAUCGCUGCCGCAGGUUUACGCGGAGAUCGAGGUGCAGUACUUCCUUUUCUCGGAGAUGGUUGGGCGCAGCAAGCAGCGCGACCGCAAUGCGAAGCGGGUGCAGAAGCUGAACCUGCAGGAGACGCUCCAGAUCAACGUGGGCACACUAACGGCAGGUGCCACUGUAGUGAACAUCACGAAGAACCCCGACAUUGCGAAAUUGACACUAGUGACGCCCGUCUGCUGUACGAUGGGUGAGCAGGUCGCCAUCUCCCGCCUUGUAGAGAAGAACUUCCGUCUCAUCGGUUGGGGCACCAUUCGCCGAGGGGCGCCGGUGAAGCUGAAUUGA